Pelobates cultripes (western spadefoot toad) is the source of this 738-nucleotide messenger RNA. The record is from the annotation of a GenBank genome assembly. NCBI's taxonomy places the organism in Eukaryota, Metazoa, Chordata, Amphibia, Anura, Pelobatidae.
AUGAAUGAGGAGAUGCUGACACAUGGAGAUGCCGAGCGCUCCCCACAGAAUGAGGAGAUGCUGACACACUCCCCAAAGAAUGAGGAGUUGCUGACACAAGGAGACGCAGGGCACUCGCCACAGAAUAAGGAGAUGAUGACACAUGGAGACGCUGAGCGCUCCCCACAGAAUGAAGAGAUGCUGACACAUGGACACGCCGAGCGCUCCCCACAGAAUGAGGAGAUUCUGACACAUGGAGACGCUGAGCGCUCCCCACAGAAUGAGGAGAUGCUGAAACAUAGAGAUGCUGGGCGCCCCCCACAGAAUGAGGAGAUGCUGACACACUCCCCAAAGAAUGAGGAGAUGCGGACACAUGGAGAUGCUGAGCGCUCCCCACAGAAUGAGGAGAUGCUGAUACAUGGAGACGCCGAGCGCUCCCCACAGAAUGAGGAGCUGCUGACACAUGGAGAUGCUGAGCGCUCCCCACAGAAUGAGGAGAUGCGGACACGUAGAGACGCUGGGCGCUCCCCACAGAAUGAGGAGAUGCUGACACAUGGAGAUGCUAGGCGCUCCCCACAGAAUGAGGAGAUGCUGAUACAUGGAGAUGCUGAGCCCUCCCCACAGAAUGAGGAGCUGCUGACACAUGGAGAUGCUGAGCGCUUCCCACAGAAUGAGGAGAUGCGGACACGUAGAGACGCUGGGCGCUCCCCACAGGAUGAGGAGAUGCUGACAAAUGGAGAUGCUUGGCGCUCCCCAUAG